AUGGCACACACAAUCCUCUCGUCUAUGUGCCGGUCGUGCCGCCAGUCAUACACAAAACAAGCCCGCACUGCGUUUUCAACCACAGCGCGCAGAUUGGAGGAGAGAGGCGGCCUUGCGGAACGACGACGAAUCCGCGUCGACCCGCCGAAAGAAGAUUCCUCGUCCCUAGAUCCUUUUAAUGAAACGCUGCGAAAAGCCUCACCACAAAGACCACAAGCCAACAUCCGCUCCGCACUCAGCCCCGAGCUGCGCAACAUCGCCCGAAGUGCGCGAGACGAAGCAGCCACAAGACCGAGCGCUAGAGUCUCCGUAGACGAGCCAUACCACCUAAACGUCUACGCGCACAAGCACAAUGUGCACAUCACUUUCACCGACCCGUCGCGGAACCCAAUCAUGUCUCUAUCGGCCGGCAACAUCGGCCUGAGGAAAGCACAGCGGGCUUCAUAUGAUGCCGCUUUCCAGCUGGCAGCCUACACAUUCCGAAAAAUGGCAGAAAAGCAGUGGAGAGUGGGAGGAAAGAAGAUGACGCACAAUCCGAUGAAGACUUUGGCCGAUAUUCGAAGGCCAGGUGCUAUUCACGGCGGGACGGGCAUCGAGGUCAUUCUCAGAGGAUUCGGGCCGGGUCGAGAGGCUUUUCAGAAGGCGCUGCUGGGCACGGAGGGGAGAAUGAUCAAGCCUUUGGUCAGUAAAGUCACGGACGGUACGAGGCUGAAGUUUGGUGGUACCAGAAGUCCGAAGGUGCGGAGAUUGGGUUAA
Exophiala viscosa is the source of this 756-nucleotide messenger RNA. RefSeq lists its product as uncharacterized. Gene Ontology annotation, cellular component: ribosome; mitochondrial small ribosomal subunit. Lineage: Eukaryota; Fungi; Ascomycota; Eurotiomycetes; Chaetothyriales; Herpotrichiellaceae. Gene Ontology annotation, molecular function: structural constituent of ribosome. The record is from RefSeq and is a predicted model, not a curated record. Gene Ontology annotation, biological process: mitochondrial translation. The coding region runs from base 1 to 756 and encodes 251 amino acids. The transcript has a single exon.